AUGUCGGCAAAUAGAGACGCCCGUGGUUCUGCUCAAGAUGCUUCAAGCAAGCCGCCUACCCAGGAUCAAAGACUUCUUUGGAACCAAGAAAGCGUUAGAGAUGUCGCAGAAUCAGUCGGUAUCCUCAAACUAAGCGAUGAAGGACUACGCACUCUCUCCCAGGACGUUGAGUACCGCGUUGGCCAAGUCAUCGUCGAGGCCCUUCGAUUUAUGCGACUUGCAAAACGUACCACAUUAACUGUUCAGGAUGUGUCGCAGGCGCUACGAGUAUUGGACGUUGAGCCAUUGUAUGGCUAUGAUUCUUCACGAGCGCUCAGGUACGGCGAGGCUAGUUUGGGUCCCCAGGCCUUAUUUUACGUAGAAGAUGAAGAGGUCGACUUUGAAAAGCUGAUCAAUGCACCGCUACCAAAAAUUCCUAGAGACACCACCUUCACAAAGCAUUGGCUAGCUGUUGAAGGUGUGCAGCCUAACUCCUUAGAAAAUCCUACGACGGCGGAGUCGCGGGCGCAAGACCUUCUAUCUAAAGGGCCUGGUGCCAACCCUGCCCUUGCCGCUCUCUCUGGCCAGGAUAAUCCUCACUUCAAGCCUUCGGUGAAGCACACCCUGUCGCAGGAACUGAUCUUAUACUUCGAGAAGAUUCAAGCCGCUCUGAUGGACGAUAGUCCAGACAUUGAAGUGCAACGAUUACGCGAAGCUGCCUUAGAGUCCGUGUCUUCCGAACCAAGCAUACAUCAGCUCGUUCCGUACUUCGUCAACUUCAUCUCCACUCAGGUCACACAUCAUCUAGACGACAUCUUCGUCCUGCGGCAGAUGAUGGAACUCACCAACGCCCUAAUCAGCAACGACCACCUUUUCCUCUCGCCAUAUGCUAGCCCACUGUGUGCGCCUGUGCUCACAUGCAUAUUGGGCCGUAAGAUUGGCUCCGAGAAUGGCGUGGACGCACUUAAGGAGCAAUACAGUCUCAGAGAGUUUGCGGCUACUCUGGUCGGACAGAUUGCUCGAAAAUACUCCGAGACCAACAAGAUGCUUCGUCCGAAGCUCGUCCGCACGUGUCUCAAAAGCUUCCUUAAUCCAUCACUCCCGCCAGCUGUGUGGUAUGGUGCGGUAUGCGGCCUCGGUGCGGCGGGUGGCGCCGAUGUUGUCAAGGUCCUUUUACUGCGAAAUCUCAAGGAAUUCGAGACGUCGAUGCUCAUCCCAUUACGCCAGAAAAAUGAACAGAUUCCUAGCGCAGAAUUCGAGGCUUUAGUUGGUGUUAUUAUUAAGGUCAUCCAACUACUAUCGGAAGAUAAUCUCCCUAUUACGAAUGGCAUGAACGGAUUCUCUACCGAAAACGAGGCUAGCCAGAUCAAGGCAUUUUUGGGUGACACCAUUGGCGAGCGCAUCGUGGCCUUGGGCGAUCACAAGCUGAACCAGGCGAUCUUGGACGCACGCGACUUUCAGUAG
Molecule: messenger RNA, 1443 nt
Organism: Daldinia caldariorum
Lineage: Eukaryota; Fungi; Ascomycota; Sordariomycetes; Xylariales; Hypoxylaceae
Product: DUF1546-domain-containing protein
Exons: 2
Coding region: 1-1443 (480 amino acids)
Biological process (GO): RNA polymerase II preinitiation complex assembly; transcription initiation at RNA polymerase II promoter
Cellular component (GO): SAGA complex; transcription factor TFIID complex; SLIK (SAGA-like) complex
Molecular function (GO): transcription coactivator activity; RNA polymerase II general transcription initiation factor activity; protein heterodimerization activity
Source: RefSeq, a predicted model, not a curated record